CGAAGAGCAAUGCGAUUUCGUCAAAUACUUUCCUAAUGAAAGACCACAGAAAGCGUGGUGUCUUUGUGGGGGACUCAAUCAAGGACUCUGCUGACCACAGCCAUCUCCUCACCUGCAGGGCAUAUUCAAUCUCGGGCAUUGUGAAAGGAUCCAACAUGAGGUCCUUUCGACCCACUGCUUAGAAUCAGCACCGAGCCCGCCAGCUACCAUACGUACGUCUAUUGAUCCUGUCGCGCGCAGUGGUAGCAGCACAUCACAAAUCUGUCGCCCUGGAGAUGCGCCUGAAACUCGACCCCAAUGUACAAGACUAAUGUUCCUGCUCUCUGACGGUAUAUGGAAUGGUGAAUCCUUGCAUCCGAACAUAUGGCUCUGCGGCCAGCAACCAACUGUGUCUGGUGAGAGUGCAUCUUCCGCUUCUCGAGUCCGCAGAUGGCAUGACAUCCCCUCCUGGCCCUGGGAGGUGCCUCUUUCAGUAUUAGCCAAUAAAAGUCGGCUGGAACAACGUCGAAAUGCCAUCAGCGUACCCCAUGGCCAGGAACAGGAGUAUGUCUCCAAUCCCUCAUCGUUUUCGAUUCCUUCCGUCACGGUUUCUCAGCUACAAGGAUUCGGUACAGCAUACAGGGUACCAGUUGACUCAGAGCAACGGUCUUCGAUGUUUACCUCUAACACCCGCGAUCAACACGACAGCCCGUCCAGGCAUUCGGCACCCCAAGCGACGAUAGUACGAUGGCCCCCUGUGUACAUGGUGCCAAACCGACAUAUCGAUUGCCAAUCUUGCUGUUAUUCCGUCAAUACUCCUCUGUUUGAAUACCCUCCAUAUACAUCCUUCAGUCAAAUGGACUUGAGCAAUUCAGCCAUGCAGAACUUGUACAUCCAUCCUUAUGUGCAAGAUAGCAAUAUGGCGUAUGAUGGAUUUGAUAUGAGGUCUCAGCUUCCAAUACCAAAUGAAUGGAUCGCCAUGCGGUUGCAGCCUUAUGCGUCUGGAGAUAAUAGCGGGAGACCUCCUACUGCGGGACAAGGCAGGCGAGGAAUGGGCCAUCAAUCGUACCACGGAUAGCAAGAAGCAAGAAACGAUAUUUCGACCACAAGAAGAGAUGGAGAAAGCUGGACUUUCUCUACUUCAGUCGUCUUCAUUCCUUUUUUUUCUUAGUCCCUCAGUUUGCUUAGCCGUUUCAUUUUUUUUUUUAUAAAAGCCGUGAGCAAUAAACAUUGUACAAAG
Messenger RNA from Gamsiella multidivaricata, 1219 nucleotides. RefSeq lists its product as uncharacterized. Bases 311 to 1057 code for a protein of 248 amino acids. Lineage: Eukaryota; Fungi; Mortierellomycota; Mortierellomycetes; Mortierellales; Mortierellaceae. The record is from RefSeq and is a predicted model, not a curated record. The transcript is spliced from 3 exons.